This is a messenger RNA of Lachancea dasiensis, 912 nucleotides long. The record is from the annotation of a GenBank genome assembly. NCBI's taxonomy places the organism in Eukaryota, Fungi, Ascomycota, Saccharomycetes, Saccharomycetales, Saccharomycetaceae.
AUGUCUGAUGAGUUGACAUUACCACAGGUUGUUGAUGACUUGGAAGAGGUCCAUGGGUUCAGACGGACAUUCGAGGACAUUUUCUGCGGAACCGUGGGCGGCAUCGCGCAGGUCUUAGUGGGACAGCCGUUUGACAUUGUGAAAGUCAGAUUACAAACGUCGGCAGUGCCGACUACGGCUGUAGAGACUAUACAAAGCUUGGUAAGAAACGAAGGAUUGCUGGCGUUUUACAAAGGUACAGCAGUGCCGUUGGUUGGCGUGGGAGCAUGCGUUUCGUGUCAGUUUGGAGUUAACGAGACUAUGAAGAGAUACUUUCAUGCGCUCAACGGCGGUGACAACCCUCAUUUGAAGCUGAGCCAAUAUUAUAUGUGUGGUUUCAUCAGUGGUACAGCUAACGCUUUUCUAGCUACUCCCAUCGAACAUGUGCGUAUUCGUUUGCAGAUUCAGAAGAAAGCACGAGGGAAGGGACUAUAUCGGGGGUCGCUGGACUGCGCUAGACAAUUACUAAAGGCUGGGGCUUUGAUGAGGGGGUUCACUGCAACUACUAUGAGAACAUCCCAUGGGUUCGGUGUCUAUUUUUUGACUUAUGAGGCCCUCGUGGCUAACCAAGCGCAUCGCGGAGUACCGCGCGAAGCGAUCCCAGCUUGGAAGGUUUGCAUUUUUGGUGCUUUCUCCGGAGCCUUUUUUUGGGCUAUGACAUAUCCAUUUGACGUAGUGAAGUCCGUGAUGCAAGCAGAUGACCUGACGAAACCUGUCCAUGGACGCAACGCUUUGACGGUGGCCAGAUCGAUUUACAAAGAGCGUGGCCUCAGUGCCUUUGCCAAGGGCUUCAUGCCUACCAUGCUUCGAUCACUACCCGUGAACGGCGCUACCUUUGCCGCUUUCGAAUUAUCCAUGCGCUUAAUCAGGUAA